Molecule: messenger RNA, 1446 nt
Organism: Penicillium salamii
Lineage: Eukaryota; Fungi; Ascomycota; Eurotiomycetes; Eurotiales; Aspergillaceae
Source: the annotation of a GenBank genome assembly
AUGUCGUCGCCUUUUCUCCCCCUAUCCUCUUCUCCCGAUUCGCCUUUACGCCCUCGACGACCGAGUCUGGACCCCGAGCGCGAAAUCCUCUCCACUCGCGGUCAGCGCUUGAUGAACUUUUUGCCUACGCGCGCGUCGAGUUUAGCCCUCAAUGAUAUGGAUGAUGACCUAUCAGAGCGUCUAUUUCUGCGUCGUGGAUCCUUCUUGAUUGGACGCAGCAAUCCUCGCUAUGAGUGCCGGCAAUAUUACGAACGUACCAACGGUCUCAUCUCUCAAUACCUCUACAUUGAUCGCUUGCUCGACUCCUCGCUGCCUCAUAACUUGAUUGAGGACUAUGACGAAACCCAUCCCGAAAGUCCGACCGAGCAGCCUCAAGCCAAUAAUGUCGAUGCCGAGGAGGCCAAUGCCAAAAUUGGGAGAAUCAAGCGCACACCUCAUAACCUCUAUCGAAUCCCCGAUGAGACAACUCCUCUGGUCUCUGCCCCGGAAGAAAGUCACAACUGCCAAGAGCCAUUCCCCGAUCUCGAAUCACACGGUGGUAUGGCGCCUGAUGAUGAGGAGCGCAUCAUCAAUAUCGCCAUCCGUAUCAACUUCAUCGCCAAUGUCGCCCUCCUAGCCUCCAAGAUUGCCAUUAUGGCAAUGACGGACUCCAUGUCCAUGCUGGCAGGCCUAGUAGAUGGAAUCUUGGACUUUCUCAGCACGGUCAUCGUGUGGGUGACCACCAUCAUGAUCCGCCGCCAAGACCGCAACAGGUAUCCGAUCAGCCGUCGACGGCUCGAGCCCGUCAGCGUGCUGAUCUUUUCAGUGAUCAUGGUAACAUCCUUUUUCCAGGUCGCGUUGUCCUCCGUCAAACAGCUGAUGGGCGAUGACCACACGGUUGUUAAACUCUCCCUACCAUCUCUCGUGUUGAUGGGCGGCACUGUCUUGGUGAAACUGCUCUGCUGGAUUUGGUGUCGCUUGAUCCCUAGUCCAAGCGUUCAGGUUCUUGCUCAGGAUGCCAUGACUGACGUUGUAUUCAAUACUUUCAGUAUCAUUUUCCCGUUAAUCGGCACAUUUGCGAAUCUUUGGUACUUAGAUCCCCUCGGUGGUCUUUUCCUUUCCCUGUAUAUCAUGUGGAAUUGGGGCGAGACCGCUGCCGAAUACAUUCGGCGAUUGACAGGUGCAGCUGCAACCCGUGAUGAUCAUAGCAUUCUGCUGUACAUGACCAUGCGCUUCUCUCGCGUCAUUCUCAAGAUCCAGGACUUGAAAGCCUAUUACGCCAGCGACAAACUCAAUGUUGAAGUAGACCUCGUCGUUGAUGAAAAGAUGAGUCUGCGGGAUAGCCAUGACGUUGGCGAGAGCCUCCAGUACAUUAUUGAGAGCGUCCCCACGGUUGAUCGCGCAUUUGUGCACCUGGACUACAAUGUGUGGAAUUUACCCAGCCACAUGAAUCAGAUGGACCGAUAA